UUCGUUGUCAUGUUUUUUGUGCCGCGAAUGACUCCUAUGGUGAUGAAUGGAAAAUGGAUUGCGGAACUUUUACACAAAAUUUCUCGCGAACUGGCUCUAACAAGUUUCUAACAAUGUAUAUUUCACCAUUCUAUACUAUACCCAAGAAGGAUACAUUGCAGGAAAAGGAGU
Messenger RNA from Racocetra persica, 171 nucleotides. The record is from the annotation of a GenBank genome assembly. Lineage: Eukaryota; Fungi; Glomeromycota; Glomeromycetes; Diversisporales; Gigasporaceae.